This is a messenger RNA of Actinia tenebrosa (Australian red waratah sea anemone), 3249 nucleotides long. RefSeq names its product prominin-1-A. The record is from RefSeq and is a predicted model, not a curated record. Gene Ontology annotation, cellular component: membrane. NCBI's taxonomy places the organism in Eukaryota, Metazoa, Cnidaria, Anthozoa, Actiniaria, Actiniidae.
AAAUCAGCAAAUCUCCAUUUAAAAGCAGCUUGAAGGAGUAAAUGCUGCCAAUAUAGCUUCCUAGGAUAAUACUGACGUCUCGAGAUCCUCAGAGACCUAAGAUGAUGGAUAUUAUCUAGAGAGGGGAUGUCAGAGAUCUAUUUUCCUCGGCACUCGACCUCCGAACAUGAACUUCGGGGCAGCCAAAUCUUUGAAGGUCGUUGUGUUUGUAUUGUACUGUCAAACCUUGGUUGAGUUCACCGCAUGUUCUGUGAAUGAGCCAAGACUGAAUGGAAAAACUAUUGAGUUUCUCCCGUUAUAUGAAAGAAUACCUUAUAGGACAGAAAUACCGCCAUCGCAAUGGAUGCUUUCAAGCUACGAAGAGAUCGCCAGGAAAUUUUCUCUCGCUUUGAGAGAAGAUCCUCCAUACGAUGUCAUCAAAGGUGUCUUGAAAGAUGGAAAGAUCUCUGAUGAUACCUAUGACAAAAUCAUCAAGUAUGAAAUUCCCUUCUUCAUACUUGCUUCCAUAUCCUUGCUUGGAUGUGUCAUGUUGCCGAUGACAGGCCUAAUAUUUUUCUUCUGCCGAUGUUGUGGAAAAUGUGGAGGCAACCUGGAAGAGGAGAAUAUGGAAUUUAGCCCUGUAAAGCAGAGACAGACAUUAUCAAUUCUUAUCUUUCUUUGUAGUGUCUUUAUUCUCAUUGGCAGUUCCUGUAUCUUCUUAUCCAAUGACAGAUUAGGAACAAGUGUACCAUUACUUGGCUCUGUUCUCCAAGACUCCAUUGAUGACAUCAUAGCCUAUAGAAACAAUACCAUACAGCAACUCGAGGUUGUAGCAGGAUCUGACAUGAAGUUCACCACUUCAUUAGUAGUGCAAGAUUUAAAUAAUAUAUCUCAACUUGUUGCUGAACCAGUGAUGAUUGAAGCCAGAAAGUACGUUCGUCCUUUACUGGAAUCCAUCAUAAACAUGGGUAAAACGAUGGUCAAAGUCAACAUCCUGUUAGACAACAUCAAUGAAACAGUCAACGAGUUGCAAGACCUGGGUGACUCCCUGCGCCAUCAGCUGAACGUGACGCGCCAAAAUUUGACAGAUCUGAAGACGUCUUGCCAGGCAGACCCUGGCGCGUCUAUGUUGGGUAUCUGUGAUAACCUCACUGAUGGGCUGUCAUUGGUCCCUAAGGCUGAUUAUACCAAGAUCCCUAGUGUUUCAAAGGAAUUGGAAAGAGCAAAAGAAGUUAGUGCUUUUGACAUGGCAGCAGAGGCGAGGAAGGGCAAUGAAACAUUGGAGGGAGUUCCUAAAGAAAUUGAAAAUACUACUCAUUCAAAAAGACAAGAGGUGAUUGACUUCGUGAAGAAUCUCAGUGAUGCGUUUGAUGAUAUAACAUCAAGCGUCAGAGAAUCGUCUCAUGUGAUUGUCCAAGACACUCUCGUUCCACUUAAGAAAAAUAUAAGCACUUAUUUUGGACCGGGUGGAAUGGUCGAAGAGUAUGACACAUACAGAUUUCUAGGAAUGUCAGUACUCGCCUGUACCAUCCUGUUCACUAUCCUGCUGAUAUACUGCGGGCUCAGUGCUGGGAUGUUCGGAGCACGUGACUAUGACACACCUAGUACCAGGUCUACCUUGGCUGAUUGUGGUGGUAAAGCAUUGAUGUGGGCGGUUGGGUUUUUCUUUUCUACUUCUCUGUUCGUUAACCUUUUACUGGGAGUUCUGUUCCUAGUUGGUGCCAACAUUACCGUUGUGUGCAAGUCUACCAAAGAUCUUACUCUUCUAGAAAAGACUAUUGAUGACAAUUCAAUCUAUGGCUAUUAUCCAAUCUCCAAAAUGCUUUUCAACGAUGGAACCAUCGACAUUCAACUAUCUGACGUUCUCAGAGGUUGCGGAAACAAGGAAACUCCUUGGACCCUUUUGAAGAUGGAUAACAAAUUUAAUUUAGAAAAUCUCACCAAUUACGCAGAUAGCUGGCGAUCGAGUGAUUCACUACAUCAAGUCAUCAACAAAGCAAUACCUUCAUCUCUCACUAUCCCCUCCAUGGAUGAGAUAUUCCAACAGUUGAACUCAACCAUAGUCAAUGUGUCGGUAGUCACAGCUGAGGCAGAUAAAAAACUCAAUGAUUCUAUCAGCGUUGGGGUGCAUCACAUUGAUUUUACCAAGUAUGCAGAUCAGUUUGAACUACCACUGAUCAAUGGAUCUCUCAUUGAUGUGGCUUUCCAACUGAGAGAUUUAGCAAAUGCUGCAAGAAAUGAUAGCCCGACAUUUGCUAAUAAACUGGAGUUUCUGUCUAGCAGACAUCAAAUAAUUCAUUAUGACAUCGUGGAUUCUUCAAGCAGUUUUGUGAAUAUCUUGAAGAGUAAAGUCAAGCAAUUGGAGGAAAAAGGCAAUGAAACAUUGGUUGGCAUUGAGAAUAUAAACAGACUAGUUAAAGACCUGGAAGGUUUUUUAGGUUCUGAAGCAUUGGCAAUAUCCAAUAAGGCAGCAACUGCUUAUCUUCAUCGUAUUAUUGGUUGGUUGGAUCAAUAUAUUGAUAAUGCUGUUUAUAAGUAUCGAAACGAGGUUGGAGAAUGUUCUCAAAUGAAGAAAGUAUUUGACGCAUCGGCCUCGGUGUUUUGUGACCAUGUCAUUGGCUCAUUGAAUUCCCUAUGGAUGUCAUUUGGUAUUAUUACACUAUUUUCAUUUAUAACUUUGUUGCUUUGCAUCAACCUCGCCAAUCAUUACCGUCGAGCUACACGAUCACAUCCCAAAAAAUCAAGGUAUAGCGUGCCAUUAUCACUGUUUAAUGGAGGCAGAGGCAUAUCGUCUGGAUCAAGGAAGAGAUCCAUCAAUCCAUGGAAUAAUGUACAUAAGAAUACUCCAAUAGCAGAAGAGCUGACAUCACUAAGAUGGGUGUGAUCACGAGGUUUUCUUCUGCCAAUGAGUGUUCGGAUCAGCAUUGAAUAUUUUUUACUGAAUGGAUUUUCACAUUUCUUUAUUUCAAACCAUCAAAGAAAUUUUAUUCUUAUUGAUAUAAUCAAAGCGAAGAUAUUAAUUUAUGAUACCAAAAAUAUUUCUCAAAAUAAUUUAUGGAAAUAUUUGUACAAUAUAUUUAAGCAGAUGGCAUUAGGAAAGCAUUUUGAGUUUAAUUUGAAAGUUUUGUCUAAAGGUUUUUAUCGAAGAUUUUUUAAAGAUUGUUUUAUCGAAAUAAGCAUUGGAAAUAAAUAAAUGCAUUGAAAUUUUUGUUUGUAUGUAUUGUUUCGCUCUUAGACUAAUGGCUGAACACCCCCACCCCCUCCCGCCAA